Messenger RNA from Trichoderma breve, 1632 nucleotides. Its product is annotated as sugar transporter domain-containing protein. Gene Ontology annotation, cellular component: membrane. The record is from RefSeq and is a predicted model, not a curated record. Bases 1 to 1632 code for a protein of 543 amino acids. Lineage: Eukaryota; Fungi; Ascomycota; Sordariomycetes; Hypocreales; Hypocreaceae. Gene Ontology annotation, biological process: carbohydrate transport; transmembrane transport. Gene Ontology annotation, molecular function: carbohydrate:proton symporter activity. The transcript has 9 exons.
AUGAAGGAAUCAACAAAUGUUACCAAUAUUCUCUUUAUGACCGCUUUUAGCGGUCUUCUCAUCGGUUUCAACCUGGCGUCCAUGACGGGCAUCCUCGAUGUCAUGAAGUUCUCAUCCGACCCAACGGUGCCGUUUCAGCGAGAAAUGUUAGCCUCCAUGAUACCCUUUGGCUCAAUAAUGGGGGCUCUCGUAACUUGGCUCAUCGUUGAUCAGUUCGGGGCACCGAAGACGUUGGGUUGGGCCACUCUGGUGUGGGCGAUUGGAAGCGGUCUCAUGGCCAACUCAGGAAGGCUUACGCUUCUGAGUAUCGGAAGAGGCAUAGCCGGCGUCGGGGGUAGAAUGCUCAGUGCGAUUGUGCCUGCAUAUAUGGUUGAAAUAGCCCCAAAGGAAAGUCGGGGAUCAUACAUGAGCCUCGGUAUCCUGUUGAUAAAUGGCAUCCAGUUCAUGGCAACCCGGCUCCUUGGGGACAAGUUUUCCGGAAGCGAUCCGCUCAACGACCCGCGCCCUGUGGUUUACGCUCUUCGAAUCUCAUAUCUCCUUCAAGCCAUCCCUGGCCUUGCAUUCCUGCUGUUUACAAUGUUCUUGCCUAACAGCCCGUAUCACCUUGCCUACAAGGGCCAUUGGCGCGAGGCCCACGAACUGAUGGCUGCGCUGGAAAAUCGAAGGACGACUGAUUCCAAAGUUCUGGCACACUAUGAACAAAUGCGACAAGAGAUCCAAGCUCGACGCGCGGAUGGACAGCCUCAGCUGCGAAUGUUGUUCCAUCCUUCGGAAAGGUAUAAGCUCAUACUGGGCAUGUUUACGCAGUUGUGGAACCAGCUGUGUGGCAUACAUGUUUUCUUGUACCACACUACCUGGACCAUAGGUUCAGCGGGAGUCGCUUGGUUCCAUUUGGCUGUGUUCUUUAUAUAUCUAUUCAACAUCCUCAGCACCGCGAUGUCGGGCUCGACACUACCGGAUGGUGUGGGUCGGCGACCGACACUGAUGGCCGGCUCCAUAGUGAUAAUAUCAUGUCUUAUGACAAUGGGAGUGGUCCAGGUCGCAUUUACCAAGCUCAACUUGGGGGACCUCGAGGGCACUUACUUUGACGACAUCCCCUAUGUCAUCCAAAACCCCGGGGCUUCCAAUGCCGUGAUGGUUCUUGCUUCUCUGUUUAUAGUCACAUAUGCGGCUACAUGGGGCCCAACGUCUUGGACCUAUUCAACAGAGAUACUCCCGCCUUACCUUCGCAGCAGAGGGGUUGCGCUGUGUACGGUGUCCUAUUGGGUCGGCAAUUUGAUCAUGAGCCUUGCGGUACCUCGCAUGCUCAUGAGGUUCGAUGCCAAGAUAUACUACCUAUUCGCCCUCUUCAACUUCUUUGCUUUUUCGCACGUGGCGGCUGAAGCUCGCGAGACCGAAGGAGGCCCGCUGGAGGAAAUGGACGAUCUCUUCAAUUCAGGCCGCUUCGCAUGGGAGAAACAGCCGAGGGGGGUCAAGUUUGAUUUCUUGGUAUCACGGUUUGAGAAUCACCCGGCUGUGGUUGACAAUACUGCUGCCGGGCCGGAGCAGGAUAGUAUUGAAUUGGAAUCAAUGGACGGCAAUACGAUCGGCAAUACGAUCACCAAUACGAUUACCAAUGGAGCUGCUGUAUAG